AUGGCAGAAUUCACCCAUGAAAGCAUGGAAGAUCAAGAGGAAGAGAGUUUGCAAGAGGAAGUAUUAGAUUUUGCACCAGCAGCACUCGAUGAUUCUCUGCCAGAAGUGGAAGAUCCUUUGCAGGAAAUAAACUUAAGGACAGAAGAAGAUCCAAGACCUACUUUCAUUAGCGCACUGUUGAAAGAACCACUUAAGAGUGAACUCAUUGCACUUUUGCACGAGUUCAGACAUUGUUUUGCUUGGCAUUACCAUGAGAUGCCUGGAUUGGACAGAAAACUAGUAGAACACAAGCUGCCUAUCAAAGAGGGUUACCUUCCAGUCAAAGAAGAAAUAGAAAGGUUGCUCAAGGCAGGAUUCAUCAUACUAGCCAUCUAUGCUGAUUGGCUAGCCAAUAUUGUACCGGUUCUCAAAAGAAAAACAAGGGCAGUUAGAAUCUGUGUGGAUUACAGAAAUCUUAAUGAUGAAUACCCCAUGCCAAUGGCAGACAUGCUAGUAGAUGGAGCUGCUCAUAACCAGAUGCUAUCUUUCAUGGAUGGCAAUGCAGGUUACAAUCAGAUUAUGGUGGCAGAAGAAGACAUCCACAAGACAGCUUUCAUGUGCCCAGGACAUAUAGGUGCUUUUGAAUAUGCUGUAAUGCCUUUUGAUGAUGUGGUGAUUAAAUCCCCAGAUGAGGGAAAUCAUGUAUCAAAUCUGAGAAAGGCAUUCCUAAGAAUGAGGCAACAUAAACUAAAAAUGAACCCCAAGAAGUGUGCUUUUGGGGUUCAAGCAAGAAAUUUCUUAGGAUUCUUGGUCCACCAGAGAGGCAUAGAGAUUGACAAGAACAAAGCAAAAUCCAUCAUAGAAGCCCUGCCACCUCAGAACAAGAAGGAACUACAGAGUCUCCUAGGAAAAAUUAAUUUUCUAAGGAGAUUCAUAUCCAAUUCUCACCAACAAGCUUUUGAGGAAAUCAAGCGUUACCUCUCAAAUCCACCAGUUCUGUCCCCACCAAAGAUAGGCAGACCACUCAAGCUCUAUGUGUCUGCAUCAGAAGUGUCCAUUGGGAGUCUGUUAGUCCAAGAUAACAAGGAAGGGAAGGAACAUGCAAUCUAUUAUCUGAGCAGAACUCUGACAGAAGUAGAGAGAAAAUAUUCUGCAAUUGAAAGACUUUACCUAGCCUUAUACUUCACUGCAAAAGCUGUCAAGGGACAAGCUGUAGCAGACUUCCUAGCAGACCAUCCAGGGGAAGAAAUUGAAAACAUGGACUCUUUGGAUAUAGCAAAUGCAGAUCUGUUGACAAGAGCUCAUACCUGCCUGAACAAUCCUAUCUAUUCAGUUCACCUCACACCUUGGAAGCUAUAUUUUGAUGGAUCAAAGACUGACAUGGCUUCUGGGGCAGGAAUUGUUUUGGAGGAACCACUCAAAAUCAGACACUGUUAUUCUUUCCAGUUAGACUUCCAGUGCACCAACAAUAUGGCAGAAUAUGAGGCUCUAAUCAUUGGCCUAGAAAUGCUGGUGGAAUUAGGAAUCCAGUCUGUGGAAAUUUUGGGAGAUUUUAUAGUUGUGCUAAAACAGAUUGCUGGAGAAUACAAAGAAGCUACUUGGGAGCAUAUCCCAAGAGAAGAAAACUUCGCAGCCAAUGAGCUGGCUCAGGUAGCAACAGGCAUACAAAUGCCUGAAGACUGUGUACAGAGGAUCAUCAAGGUAGAAAAGAAAAGUCUACCAUCUGUUCUGACCAGAGGGAUGGAGAUAGAUGUCAAUUCUACCAUAAUCACUGAAGAUGAUUGGAGAAAUCCUAUCAUAGCUUACUUACAAUAUCCAACUCUGCCCUCUAAAAAGAGAGUCAGAAUCAUGGCUAUGAACUACCUUAUGUAG
Molecule: messenger RNA, 1851 nt
Organism: Prunus armeniaca (apricot)
Lineage: Eukaryota; Viridiplantae; Streptophyta; Magnoliopsida; Rosales; Rosaceae
Source: the annotation of a GenBank genome assembly